AUGAAGGCUUUUACUCUCAGAAAAAUCCUUAAUAUGACUUUUCUUGGGGGAAUAUAUCUUCAUAUUUGCCUCAUCAUCACGCAAUAAAUGUAUAAAAUUGUUUAGUACAGAGCACGUGCUUAAUUUCCAGCACGUAUUUAAGUAUAUAUCUGAGAAUUAUAAUGACUUUAAUCCGAACAAUAAGAAUGUUGAAACGCUUAUUACCAGAAUCAUAUUUGAUAUUUAGUAAAAGAGUUUAAAAUUCAAAGGCUUUUAAAGUUCUCUGAGAUACGUUAAACUGUAAAAAAAAAAAGGCGCAACAAUAAAGUCGCACUAGAGUAAAGAAGAUCUAUGCCACUCUCAGAUUCAUUGCUCUUAUUUAGGUCCGUCACAGUGAGACGGAUAAUAUCGUGAUAUAAAGAGAAGGAAAUUUAUCAUACAGGUACAUUUAUAACCAAAUAAGACUCUGUAUUUUUUAACCUAAUAAAACGGUAAAAUUGUUAAAUGAAAACUGGUUCUUUUCUAGUCGAUGAAUUUAACAUUCGAAUAUUCUGAUAACCUCCAAGAACGAUGUUCACGUCAUUUAAUAAUAGAGAGCUGUGGUAAUUUUAUCAUUUUACUAUUAAACUCUUUUUCCUUGUUUCAAACUAAAAAUGAAACAUGUCCUAGUUAAUCAAAAAAGGGAAUGUGAUACACAUUCUGAAAUAUUAGAAAAUAUCAACCAUGAAGUACAGGGGGAUAAAAUACCAGACGUAUGUCGCAGUCACUACAUUUUGCUGCACCAUGUUAUGUGCGUCUUUAAACUGUGAAAGGAAAUCAAAAGAAAAUUAUCUUGAGGAUUGCCAAUGGAGCAAGGUGGACAAGUGCAUUGAUUGUCCGGUUGGUUACUAUGGAAUAAAUUGUUCGAGGCCAUGCAGAUAUCCAAACUAUGGAAUAAAUUGUCAGUAUGAUUGUUCAUCGUGUGGUCAGGAAACUUGCAGUUCGACCUUUGGUUGUAUGACAAUUGGGAAACAACCUCUUAGUAGUACAAAUUGUCCGGAUGGCUUCUAUGGAAUAAACUGUUCAAGACAAUGCAGGUAUCCAAACUAUGGGAUUAAGAUUGUCAACAGGAUUGUUCACAUUGUAACCGGGAAAUGUGUAAUUCAACCGUUGGGUGUCUGACACAGGAUAGGACAAUUGACAGAGGUACAUAUGAGCUAUAGCGUACUAUAGUCUGUUCCAAGAUAUUUAUUCCGCACAUUUUCUUAAAUUGUUCAACAUUUUGUUUAUUUUUAAGUACAUAUUUCCCUUUUGAAACGCUUCCUCUAGCUUGUCAUGAUCCAAUAUACGGAUGCAAAUAUAUAAAAAAAAAUCCACGGGGAUUUUCCAUUCCAAAAGAGAUGAAAGUAUCUGGACGAAAACGUUAAAAAAAUUAAGCGAGGUAUUCCUUGUGACUUCCAAAUGGAGAAGAGAUAUAUGCAUUCCCCUUCGUAAUAUACAGUACUGAUCAGA
This is a messenger RNA of Magallana angulata, 1470 nucleotides long. Its product is annotated as cell death abnormality protein 1-like. Bases 703 to 1140 code for a protein of 145 amino acids. The transcript is spliced from 4 exons. NCBI's taxonomy places the organism in Eukaryota, Metazoa, Mollusca, Bivalvia, Ostreida, Ostreidae. The record is from RefSeq and is a predicted model, not a curated record.